Messenger RNA from Didymodactylos carnosus, 414 nucleotides. NCBI's taxonomy places the organism in Eukaryota, Metazoa, Rotifera, Eurotatoria, Philodinida, Philodinidae. The record is from the annotation of a GenBank genome assembly.
AUGCCUGUAGGUCCGGAACGUAUACGCAUAACACCAGCUGACAACUAUCAUAAGACACAGAAUGGUAUAGGAACAUAUCAAAUACAAUUGUGUAAAAGCAAUGUUAAUACACAAGCUGUCAAAACCUAUUUUACUGAUGUAUUACGUGUACAACCUACACCUCCCUGUGCAAGUAAAUCAGCAGAUUAUGUACCAUCUGUCUUAAUUGAAAACCUUAUUCAAUCGUCAAAAACACAACCUGAACAAUCCAGAACUCUGAUAGAUAAUCAUCACGACAAAAUUAAAACUCAUGUGGAGGAAACUGUUAAAUCAAUUGAUAAUCAUCAUGAACGAAUUGACAACCAUUCAAAACAAUUAGAUAAACACAAGAAUAUUCUAAAGUUUGUCUAUCCGUCUUUUCAUUGGUAUUGGUAG